Molecule: messenger RNA, 879 nt
Organism: Zygosaccharomyces rouxii
Lineage: Eukaryota; Fungi; Ascomycota; Saccharomycetes; Saccharomycetales; Saccharomycetaceae
Gene: SEC17
Product: alpha-soluble NSF attachment protein SEC17
Exons: 2
Coding region: 1-879 (292 amino acids)
Biological process (GO): intracellular protein transport; SNARE complex disassembly
Cellular component (GO): SNARE complex; vacuolar membrane
Molecular function (GO): syntaxin binding; soluble NSF attachment protein activity
Source: RefSeq, a predicted model, not a curated record
AUGUCUGAUCCAGCAGAGCUUAUCGGGAGGGCCGAAAAGAAAGGUGUCCCAUCAUCAGGUUUUAUGAAGAUAUUUGGAUCUUCAGAUUCUUCUAAAUACGAGGAAGCCGCUGAUCUAUGUUGGCAAGCUGCAAAUCUUUACAAACUUCGUAAAGAUUUAAAAUCUGCAGGUGAAGCAUUUACAAAAGCUGCAAAUUACCAAUUAAAAGCAGGCAGUGACGACGAGGCAGGAAACACAUUUGUGGAAAGUUAUAAGAGUUAUAAAAGUAGCGGUCAAUCAAUCGACGCAAUAAAUUCAUUGCAAAAAUCAGUAGAAAUCUUCACCCAAAGGGGACAAUUUAGAAGGGCUGCCAAUUAUGAAUUUGAAAUGGGUGAACUUUAUGAAACCAGUGUUACCGACUACCCUAAAGCCAUCGAAUGUUAUGAAACUGCAGGUGAAUGGUAUUCUCAAGAUCAAGCCCUAGCAUUAGCAAAUAAGUGUCUGGUAAGAUGUGCAGAUUUGAAAGCAUUAAAUUCUCAAUAUUUGGAGGCCAGUGAAGUCUACGCCCAAUUGAUUAAAAAUAGUAUGGGUAACAGAUUAAGCCAAUGGUCAUUAAAGGAUUAUUACUUGAAAAUGGGCCUUUGUCAAUUAGCUGCUACCGAUUCUGUAGCUGCCGGCCGUACUCUAUCAGAAGGUCGCCAGGAAGAUCCAAACUUCUCCGAGUCCCGUGAAGCGCAAUUAUUACAAGAUCUGAUAGAGGCCGUCGGUGAAGGUGACAGCCAGUUAUUCAGUGACAAAGUAUUUGCCUUUGACAAGUACAGUAAGUUGGAUAAGUGGAAAACGACGAUUUUACUAAGAAUCAAAGAAAGUAUAUCACAGGCAGAAGACGAUCUGUUGUAA